AGAAUAGCGGAGCCAAGAAAUAGUUAAUCCAGGGCUGCUUUUAUGAUUGGCCGCUGUAUACAGCGCUUGAGCCACCUUGAAUGAGAGACAGGGGUAACUAGGCAACUUCAGCGGCGGUAAAAUAAUUUUAAAAAUAAGAUAAAAAAUAAGAUAUGUCCACGAAACACUGAAAUAGUAAAAUUGUCGAAAAAUGAGAGUCGACCCAAUGUGAUUUUAUUGCGUGCGUGUCCUGCAAAUGGAAUUAAGGAAUGGAUUUUUUUCUCUCUAAGAAGCGAAAACAGAUCGCGCAAACGAACCGGAACCUGAUUUGGAUUAAAACGGUUAAACUGGAAAUUUCAGCAUAGCUGUCAUAUGAAAGGUGCUAAUGGAGGGAGGGACAGAGAUGUACAACAGAAGGACAGUCUCUGAAGUGUCCUACCAAAGAGGAAUACCAGUACUCAACCUGGACUAAAGAAUAAUACAGUACUACAACAACAACCCAUGUGUUCUCUUUGGAAGGAGGAAUUCACCAAUCACUAAGUGGGAUCUGCACUAAAGAGCAAUAGAGGGACCAUGUAAUACUUGACCUAAUUUGAGGAACAUCUAGCCACCAUGUUAGAACUAGUCUGAAGCAGAAGGACCGCUACAACAUCUACCUGUCAUCAGCCCUACCAGGAUGGGUCCAAAUUGAAGGAGAUUUGAACCCCUGGAUCUCUUCACCAAAGAGGAAUAACACCAGGCUUCUCACCAUGGACUUGGAGGAAAACUCUGUCCUAGACCUGGAGUAGAGGGAGUAGUGGCUCUGUCCUAGACCUGGAGUAGAGGGAGAAGUGGCUCUGUCCUAGACCUGGAGUAGAGGGAGAAGUGGCUCUGUCCUAGACCUGGAGUAGAGGGCGAAGUGGCUCUGUCCUAGACCUGGAGUAGAGGGAGUAGUGGCUCUGUCCUAGACAUGGAGCAGAGGGAGUAAAGGCUCUGUCCUAGACCUGGAGUAGAGGGAGUAAAGGCUCUGUCCUAGACCUGGAGUAGAGGGAGUAGUGGCUCUGUCCUAGACCUGGAGCAGAGAGAGUAGUGGCUCUGUCCUAGACCUGGAGUAGAGGGAGUAGUGGCUCUGUCCUAGACCUGGAGCAGAGAGAGUAGUGGCUCUGUCCUAGACCUGGAGCAGAGGGAGUAGUGGCUCUGUCCUAGACCUGGAGCAGAGGGAGUAAAGGCUCUGUCCUAGACCUGGAGCAGAGGGAGUAAAGGCUCUGUCCUAGACCUGGAGCAGAGAGAGUAGUGGCUCUGUCCUAGACCUGGAGCAGAGGGAGUAGUGGCUCUGUCCUAGACCUGGAGUAGAGGGAGUAAAGGCUCUGUCCUAGACCUGGAGCAGAGGGAGUAAAGGCUCUGUCCUAGACCUGGAGCAGAGGGAGUAAAGGCUCUGUCCUAGACCUGGAGCAGAGAGAGUAGUGGCUCUGUCCUAGACCUGGAGCAGAGGGAGUAGUGGCUCUGUCCUAGACCUGGAGUAGAGGGAGUAGUGGCUCUGUCCUAGACCUGGAGCAGGGAGAGUAGUGGCUCUGUCCUAGACCUGGAGCAGAGGGAGUAGUGGCUCUGUCCUAGACCUGGAGUAGAGGGAGUAAAGGCUCUGUCCUAGACCUGGAGUAGAGGGAGUAGUGGCUCUGUCCUAGACCUGGAGCAGGGAGAGUAGUGGCUCUGUCCUAGACCUGGAGUAGAGGGAGUAAAGGCUCUGUCCUAGACCUGGAGCAGAGAGAGUAAAGGCUCUGUCCUAGACCUGGAGCAGAGAGAGUAGUGGCUCUGUCCUAGACCUGGAGCAGAGGGAGUAAAGGCUCUGUCCUAGACCUGGAGCAGAGGGAGUAAAGGCUCUGUCCUAGACCUGGAGCAGAGGGAGUAGUGGCUCUGUCCUAGAUCUGGUGCAGAGGGAGUAGUGGCUCUGUCCUAGACCUGGAGCAGAGAGAGUAGUGGCUCUGUCCUAGACCUGGAGUAGAGGGAGUAGUGGCUCUGUCCUAGACCUGGAGCAGAGAGAGUAGUGGCUCUGUUCUAGACCUGGAGCAGAGAGAGUAGUGGCUCUGUCCUAGACCUGGAGCAGAGAGAGUAGUGGCUCUGUCCUAGACCUGGAGCAGAGAGAGUAGGGGCUCUGUCCUAGACCUGGAGUAGGGGACAGGGGGUAGGGGACAGUUGGGUUGCGGGCAGUCCAAAGGAGGUAGGGUGUGUGUGAUAACCAUCCUGGAGUAGGGGAUAGGGGACUAGUCCACAGGAGGCAGCAGAGGAGUGAUAACCCCAUGGUGGAUCUGCUGUGAGGAGGACUGUGGACAGGAAGGACCCAGGAGGAUGUCAUCAGCCGGAGGAGAGUCAGCCAGCUCGGAGCUCCAAGCAGGUGUCAAAACCAGCACUCUGAGACGGGAGUCCAGGAGGACUAAAGGUCAGGACCGCACUGAGACGGGGCUGAUUAAGCGUUUCCGUGGUGAUGGCGUGCGCUACAAGGCCAAGCUGAUCGGGACUGAUGAGGUGACAGCGGCACGCGGGGACAAGCUGUGCCAGGACUCCAUGAUGAAGCUCAAGGGAAUGGCUUCGUCAGCGCGCUCCAAAGGAGAGCACAAGCAGAGAGUCUUCCUCACCAUCUCCUUCGGGGGGAUCAAGAUUUACGACGAGAGAUCAGGGGUUCUGCUGCAUCACCACUCAGUGCAUGAGAUUUCCUAUAUCGCCAAGGAUACCCGGGACCACCGGGCCUUUGGCUACGUCUGUGGGAAGGAGGGACACCACAGGUUUGUGGCCAUCAAGUCUGGCCAGUCGGCGGAGCCACUGAUCAUUGACCUGCGUGACCUCUUCACGCUCAUCUACGACAUCAAGCAGCGAGAGGAGAUGGAGAAGAAGUCCCAGAAGGACAAGCAGUGUGAGCAGGCCGUCUACCAGACCAUUCUGGAGGACGAGGUGGAUGAUCCAGUUUACCAGUACAUUGUGUUUGAGGCUGGACAUGAGCCCCUCCGUGGCCACCAAUCAGAGGAGAGCGUUUACCAGGUCCCCACCGCUACCAGUCAGCAGAAGGGAGAAGGGAUCUAUGACGUCCCAAAACGCCAUUUUAUGACUAACAUCAACCACUUUGAUCUGUUCUCUUUCUCUGACCCUACCCUUUAUCCUGCACAGAACAUCAACCACUUUGAUCUGUUUGGAGACAUGUCCACUCCACCCUCGAUGCCCCCGUCCCCGGCCAACACUUUGGACCCCAGCAGGAGCCACCACCAGCACCAGCACCAACACCCCACAGAGAUGUUCACCGGCCCCUUCAGCCCCACCUCUGUCCCCUCGGGGUACAUGACCAUGGGGCCAGUCCAGGCAGCCCAGUGGGCCCAGCAGGGAUCCUUCUCUGGCCAGGCCCAGACCCUGGCCUUUGGGGUGCAGGGGCCCCUCCAGGUUACCCAGGUCCUCCCGGGAGGCCAGCCCGUCAUCUGGAGCCAGGCCAACAUCUUCCCUGCCACCCAGCAGCAGUGGGCCGCCAUGGCUGCCUACAUGCCCGCCCAGGCCGUGGGCGUGGGGGGUCACCACCUCCCCAUGAUGGUGCCCAUCACCACGGUGUGCCCUGGCCCCCAGGGCCUACACUACGACCUCUCCUCCACCCCCUCCUCAGCCAUCACCAGCCCCCAGCACCAGGCGAUGGACCCCGCCCUGCUCCAGCAGCUCCAGCAGCAGCACAGCCUCAGUGGGGAUUCUGACGCAGGAGAAGGCCCCUCUUCACUGGGCCUUGUCAUGGUGGGCAGCAGGUGUGGAACACCUGGGCCGAUGAGUCCCACUUCAAUGGGUCUGGGUGCUGUGGGCAGGUGUGAGACGCCUGUUAGCCUUGUCAUGAUGGCGAGGUGUGAGACACCCGGCCCUGGUCCAGUGAACGUGCCUCCUGACACCCUGGUCUGUAGCCAGCUGUGCCUGGGGUCACCGGCUGUGAUGUCCCCAUUGGCCUUGACCCAGGAAGAGGAAGGCAGCUGUAGUGACCUUGACCUCUCUCGGAUGACCUUGAGUCCUGGCACAUCCACCUCACCCUCCACUGACUCAGCCCCAGCCCCCCAGCCUGGACCGUCCUCAGACUCCGCCUCGUCCCAGACCAGUGACCCCCCCACAGACCACUCUCCCAUCCAAACACAGGCCACACCCCCCAGCACCAGGGAGGAUGACUCGGGCUUAUGCACCAGGGCUCUGUCUCCCUGUCCAUCUGGAGAUGCUCCACCUGAUUCUCCCCAGGCCCAGAUCUGUCCACAGGAAGACAGUUAGAGAACUCUGGGAGAAGGAACCUCUGUGACCGUCAGGAGGAUAGAAGAAGAUGAGAGGAGAGGAGGACAGCGGACUGAGAGACGGAGGAGAGGAGACUCUGGACUCCUAUGUCCCUCCUAAUAACUUGAUUACACGGAUCUCUGUUCUGGAGAAUGCAGAUAUUGGCAGCCUAAAGCAGCAAUAUCAUAGGAUUGGCUUCUUUCCUGAGCUGGACAGCACAACACUCUCCUCACAUGCUGUCUUUCCCCCCACCCGCAGCCAAUCGGAAGCCCUAUCUCCCAUGAAGUGACCUAUGAUCUUUGACCAAACUGUAGCAGUGGGUCGUUACCACGACAACUUCCUGCCACAGGUCAGUGGGCGGAGACACCUUAUCUAUCAUGUGACCUGGGAGGACCAAUCAAACUGCAUGGUCAGGAUGAGGAUUCUCAUGGGUUCUAAGGAUUAAAUCAUUUUUGGGGUGAUUUUGAGGAGGAAUGGUGUCCUAUGGGGUUAUACCCUUCGUUUGGAGAACUGCCACCCGCCUCAGAGUACUCACUGUGUAGAACAGAUGGAUUUGCAAAAUGUUUUCAAACAGCUGACUUGUUCCAUUGGCAUGAACAGACUAUGUAUUGUGGAUCCAGCGAAACACAGCAGAGACUGCGAGACAACUGUUCUCCAUAGCUUCAUAGCUUCCUUUUCAAUGCUUAAAGAUAAAAAUAUAAUUUUUAUUUUGUAAGCUGCGACUUCUGAGUUGACGCUUCUGAGCAUUUUAUGGAUAACGAAAACAGCUUCGAGGCAUCAGUCGAAAUAAUUCCUGUUUGCCAAACUUCUGUUUUGUAAAUAAGAUUUCCUCAAGACCCCUUACACCGGAAUCUCUGUGCCAAAAGAUAGGCCUGUCGUCUGCCUCUCUGAUGCAACCUACCUGUGGCUCUCUCAACUUUAAAGCAAUGCCACACCAGCACCUCUGUCUGUAUUGUCUGGAUUUUUGCUUUGCUUUCUUGACAUUUUAUUUGAUUAUUUUACUUUCUGUUUCUGUGUUGGGUUUGGUCAGUCAGUCUGUGACAUAUGAACUGUGAAUCUGUGUUACAUAGCCGUUGAAUCAAAGCAACGAUGGGGGACACCUGCUACCUACGUAGGACGUAACUCACUCUUUUGAAAAUAAAAUGGCCAUCCUCACACACAAAAUAAAGGAUCCACAGGCCAAUAAAGUCUGUCACUUUUACCUUUUAACUGUUUUAGACUACUGAACAGGUGUACUACCCAUCCUUCAAUGUUUGCUUUCAAUCUCUUUGUUGACCUACUCAACUGCUACCAGACCUGGGUUCAAAUACUAUUUAAACCUUCCAAAUACUUUUGAGCAUUUGCUUAAGCCUGCCUCGAGUGCCAUGUUGGCGGGGUUUGCACUUUAGGGACUUUUCUAUUGAUUCUAUAGCAACGGGCAAGCUCAAUCACACACCGCUAAAGUA
Molecule: messenger RNA, 5675 nt
Organism: Oncorhynchus mykiss (rainbow trout)
Lineage: Eukaryota; Metazoa; Chordata; Actinopteri; Salmoniformes; Salmonidae
Product: disabled homolog 1
Biological process (GO): neuron migration
Cellular component (GO): cytoplasm; intracellular membrane-bounded organelle
Source: RefSeq, a predicted model, not a curated record